Messenger RNA from Drosophila willistoni, 3157 nucleotides. RefSeq names its product nuclear exosome regulator NRDE2. Gene Ontology annotation, molecular function: protein binding. Gene Ontology annotation, cellular component: catalytic step 2 spliceosome. Gene Ontology annotation, biological process: regulatory ncRNA-mediated post-transcriptional gene silencing; negative regulation of RNA catabolic process. The transcript is spliced from 2 exons. The record is from RefSeq and is a predicted model, not a curated record. The coding region runs from base 68 to 3082 and encodes 1004 amino acids. NCBI's taxonomy places the organism in Eukaryota, Metazoa, Arthropoda, Insecta, Diptera, Drosophilidae.
UGUUACUACGGUUUUUUCGGAUAAUAGCAAAUCAAAACAAAUAACAAAUCAGAAGAAAGAACAAAUCAUGUCCCUAUUUCCAGCUUAUGGCAAUGCGGACAAGAAGGAUGUGGUAUCGUCUGAAAGAAAGAAAGAAUCCGGCAGUGAGGAUUGGAAAACAAAUCAGAGCUACGAUAAGGCGCAAUUGCCGACAACGAGUGCAGCAGCUCCCGCUAAAGAGAUUCAUUACUCUGACUCCGAUUCAUACGACUCUUCCCCUUCGGAUGCGGAAAUCCAGGAUGUUGAAACGCCCAAUCCUGUAGCCACAUGGCCACGUCUCGAAUUCGAUGGCAAAGAUGAGUUUUUCGUGGAUAAGAAAUGGAACAACAUUUACCGUGAAUGGGAAACAAUACCCCGAUUAUCGCAUCCCAUCUACAAGGUGACCAGGCGACAAUUGCGAAAUGUUGGCGGGGAAUGGUAUGCAAGAAGCCGGCGAAGAAGCAAACAAAACAAAACAUUGAGCUCGAAACGUUCCUCGCAGAGUUUGAAAGCUUCCAUUUCGGACAAGGAGAUCGACGAGACGCAUAUGAAAAUGAGAGAUUUAAUCACACUGGUAACCACCGAUGACAAGGCUCCUGUGGAUUCGUGGUUAGAGCUGAAUAAACUGCUCGAUAUGAAUUUGGAGAGAUUAACACAUUUUGCCAAAUCGGAACGGCAAAUGCAUUACUUGGAAAUGGCCCUGCAGGCACACGGUGACAAUGAGCAGCUGCUGCAAUGUUAUAUCAAUACGGCAAAUGUCACCUAUCCAGCCAGUCAAGUCGCCACACUUAUUGAACGUAUGCUAGAAACGAAUCCCUUCAAUUAUUCACUAUGGACUGCAUUGAUUAUGGCCACUCAGGGCACAAUGGCACGUUGCAAUGUGCCCGAUGUGUUGAAGAUCUACGAACGGAGCAUGCAGCGAAUGCAUCUUGGGCACAGUGAACGAGGCUUUAAGGCAACGAAAUCGAUAGAUUCGGUGGAUACAGAUGAUCGGAUGCUUAAGCUCUUUCAUAAUUGUGUCCUAUUCCUGCGUCAAGCAUCGCAUUGGAAUCAAAUGUUUGCUUUACUCAAAUUGGCUUUGGAGCUAAAUGUUCCUGGGCUGCAGUUUGAAUGUUUUGAGGCCUGUGCGGCUGACGAAGAGACAUUGGAUCAGUAUGAGGAAUUGGUCUUAAAAUCGGGCUUACCCAUGCCUCAGAUUUGGACACGUAUUGAACGUUUGCGGCAAUCCUAUCAUUUUCUACCGUAUCCACAAAUGCAGAUAAUGCCAGAGGAAGAUCUAUAUAGGGCUGGAUUGGAUGCCCAGCGUUAUGUCUAUAACAGUGAUAUAUGCCAGUUGAUGUAUCCAUUGAAAUCGGAAAGCAAUCGCUUGCAUUUGCUACUUUUGGCCGUACAAUUGGUCAAAAUGCCCUUCAUUCAUUGCAACGGACUGGCCCAGAGGCUGUGUGCCAAAAUCGAUCAAAUUGGCGAGUCGGAUGCCAUCGAAAUGUUACUAGCUGGUAUGGGGGAUCGCCUGAGCUAUGCUCUAACUAGACCAUUUGGCAAAGAGGACUAUGACAUUGCGCAAAUAGAGCUAGCCAAGGUGAUGUGUGUGACGCCCAGCUUUAUGCCCCAUACAAUUGGCCAUGAAUUUUAUGCCAAAAUGGUGAGCAAUUUGCUUCUUAAAUCAGCUGAAGCAUUCCCCGCCGAUGAGGAGAAACGACGUAUAUUUAUUAUAUUAUGGUUUCGAUUUGAGCGUGUACGUUUAAGUUUACAGAAAUUGAGCAACAAAUUUAUGGUAAAAUAUAUCAAGUUGGCUGGUCGAAGGAUGCGUCAUUUACUGUCCCAGGACACGAAUCGUGAAUCGGCCCGCUUUUACGCAGAAAUGGCCAUGUUUGAAUUCGAAACGUUUGCUCCGCAGGAGGACAUCGAAUCUGUGUUUCGCAUAUUUAGAAGCAUAAUCUCAUCACACGCUGAUUCCCACACGGAUAUGGAGAAAGGUGAUUUACUCUAUGUAUAUAUGAUCUAUGCCGAGAUGCUCAUCUCUCGCAAUCAAUAUGAUCAGGCACUACAGAUUCUGACCUGCAUAGCCCUAGAGCGUCAUGCCACCACCAACAGCACCACAAAUGUUGAAAUGGAAUCGAAUCUGGCCCUUACUGAAGGUGAGAGCCUGGUUAAAAUGGAGUUUCAAAAGUUUCUAGAUCAACCCAAAGAAAUGAAAUUGGAGGAGUAUUUCGUUAGCCAUAAAUGGUUAAUUUUAUUACGUGCUCGCUGUCUGCUAUUUCACCUAUUGGAUAAGGCCAACGAGGCAGGCAAACUAUUGCAGAAACUUCUCCGAAGUCACCUGAAAUUGGAUCAUUUUCAGCAGUAUCCACAUGAACGAAAGAAUUAUAUGCGAGAGCGAAUUCAAGAAUUGAGACUGACUCUCUCGCAGCUGCCCCACAAAAUGACUACUUCUUAUGGACUGGGUGGACAACUGGUGCCCAUUUUGGAGGAGGCUCUCAGUGAGUUUCCACGAAAUCAUUAUUUUCUCCGGGAAUGGGCUAACUUAUCCACCUUGCCAUGGUUUAGACUACGUUCUGUUCUCAUACGCACCAGAUCGGGCAUAUUAUCUCUACUUCAUGUGCUCACAGCUGCUCAGUGUCGUUUAGUUAUAUCCCCAGUGAUCCAGUCCAGCAAUUUCACUCCAGAGGAUCAAAUGCUACAAAAACUGCAAAAUGAAUACUAUGAAUCCGUAUGUCGUCAACGCAUUCUCAACAUGUUCGAAGCACUGCUGCCCAGUAAUCCGCAUCGCUCGGAUAAUCAGGCCAAACAAUAUGAAAUUUUGCGACGAAAUUCACUAUUUUGGCGUUGUUAUUUGCAAAUUCUCUCAGAUAAAUUGACCAGCUUUGCAUCGAGUCAUAAGUGCCUGCUGACCGCAUUGGACGAGUGUCCCUGGGACAAGGCCCUCUACAUGGAUGGCGCUGUCUGUGUUCCGCAGGAAUUUGAUCAUCUUCAAGAUGUUAUGACCGAAAAGGGUUUGCGUAUCUAUGCUCUGCCCGAUGAGAUUGAUGUCCUUAGAACAGCAGUACAAAAUUACCGUAAUUAGUUACAUCAUAGUGUAUAGAAUAGUCUCUACUUAUAAUGAUAAAUACAAGUUGGUGUACACAUAUCUUGUAGGAAA